AUGAUAGAUAUAUCUGAGCUACCUGACUCAUUUUGGUUUACUAAUGAGAGAACAAUUGAUAGAGAUAAAGUGUUCUUCAACGCAAAAGAUGCAAACAGAAGUGGUCCUCAGACAUUCACUUGCCAGAAUGUACAGAUAGGAUGUGCUCCUCGGUGGUGUUGGCCCUAUAGAUAUUCCAAGAAUGGGAGAAUUCAAUAUAUUAAUAGUAUUAAGAGGGAUCCUAACAUGGAGUUAAAAUCCUAUGCACCAGAAGAAGUAAUAAAAGAGGUAUUAGAACCUGCAAUACGGCGUGAAAAAGAUCCUGAAACAUUAGAUGAUUCAGAUUUGGAUAUAUUAGUUGAUGAUGAAGAUAGCCCACUCCCAGAUGUAGAUGAUAUGGUGGCAGAACAACAUGAUGAGUCGCAGAAUGACAAUAAUAUGACAGAAAAAUUAGAUUUUAUUGAUACUCAUUUGAUAGUGGGUGAUGACUCCUUUCAUUUGAAUGGAAGUAUACAUAUCACAAAAAUAAGAGAUAACAUAAAUGACUGUAAAGUGUUUAGAUUGGAUGAACGGACCGACAUAUUACUCAUUGCUCAAAGAAAAGGCCUUCUAAUAUCGAUUAUCCCUUCCAUCGAAAAUAAUGAGCAAUCUAAGAUUAUUCAAUAUUGGAACUUGGGUUCAAACGGUAAUUGGAAUAUUGUCAAACAUGACAGCAACAAGGAGUUCGUUGUAGUCGACGAAGACAAUCGUGUCAUCAAAUUUUUCAAGUUCGAUAAUAAUUAUAGGUUUCAAUUAACAAAUAAUCUGCUAUUAGAUGAUUACAAGAUUAUGCCAGUGACGUUUUUCCCAUCAAUAAGCGAUUCACAUUUCCUUCUUUUCGUUCCAACAAUAAGGUUUCAAAGAAUCGUCUACCUAUGCAUCGAAUGGGAUAGUGAAGCAAACGUAGAGGAACAGAAGAAGCAUGUACAUCAACUAACUUAUUUGAAUGGUGAACAGAUUAACGGAACAAUCCCAUUAGACACAAAUAAAUGUCUUGUCUUCUCGAAUAAUUCAAUAUCAAUGGUUUCAGCUAAUCAAAUAAUGUCAGGCGAGACGUCUUUCUUUAAUGUCAAGCUGUCUAGAUUUUUGAAAGGCUUAAUGUCAUGGUUCAGUGCUCCCAGCUUUUUAUCAAGACUACAGAAGCUGAAUCCCAAAGAUUUUCAGCAUUACACCUACUGUAAUAUACUCUUCACAACAACAGGGUUUAUACAUUGUUGCCUUACUAAUGAAUCCAACAUAAAUUUCAUUCCACUGGCAAGAUUGAAAGGACUAAAAACCAUGGCUCCAGUCUCGGAAGAAACGUUAAGCACUCUCUCAGAAACUAACUAUGAAUUUAUGGUUACAAGCUUUAAUAAAACGAUACAAAUCAGACUUGAUUUGUUGACUCUACUCAAGUACCCAACCUCUUCGAAUGCUAUACCAAAUAUCAACAUUAUCUUGAGCAGAAAGACAAUUGAUGUAAGCGCUGAUAAUAAUACUGAACUUGCAAAAAUUAAUCUCAAAAAUCAAACCUCCUCAAUAUGGACAUUUGCACCAUCUUCCAUUUCUCAAGUUGACACUCUCAAUAUGCGUAGAGUCACUGAAGUUACAAGUAACCUUAGCCGCUUCAAACUCUAUAAUAUCAUGAAAAUUAUCAAGAUUAAUUAUAGUGAUCAUUGGGUCAACUUUUUAGGCAUCGAUCCAAUAGCAAAUUCAGAUUAUGUCAUAAUUUAUGCUACUGACAACGCCAAUAUUUUCAACAUCUAUUUGCUAAUUAUACCCUUGGAUGAAAAGGAAGUUAGCAUAAUUGAAUUAGAUGACUUGCUUGAUUCUGAGCUGGCAGAUAACAUUUUAUUAGAUGUUCAUAAAAAUGCAUGUUUAAUUCACGUCCAAAAAAAAAGAGUGACAUUUGAGUUAAUCAAUGAUGUUGGUGAUGAAAUGAAGUAUUUUGUUCCAGGCUGGGACGAGGGAAUUGAUGGCGCAUUCUAUAAAGAUGACAAACUCAUCGUUUGGAGUGUAAGAGACAAUAGAGUGUUGUAUUUAGAUAGUAUUGACGAUAGUUUAAGAGCUGCUGAGGAUUUAAUUCCAUUAAAGGAGUCCAGCACCUUUCACGACUUUUUACUGGCUAGAACUGACGAGACAGUCAAAUUCUCGAUAGAUAAAACCAAUGAGGACAUAAUUGUGGUUAUUUUGACGACGUAUGAUGGCAUACACAUCGUAGAUUGGAAUCAUUUCAUUCGCGGGGAAACCAAAUAUAUUUCUUCAAGGAAAACUCCCGUCAAAGACCUUGUCAUUUUAGAAAAUACAUUUGUCUAUCUAUCUCAGGGAACAGUUCUUCAAUGUACAGAUAAGGUUUCUGUUCUUUCUAGUCAAGGUGAUAUCAACGUACCAAAAUUACCGUUUACAGCUGGCAAGGACUUACAGCUCAGGAAAAUGAACUCCAAUUCGGUUUUAGCAUUUUCUGAUAAUAAAGUUGUUAUGUUAGAGUUUCCAUAUGACAAGAGACCCAUAAUGUAUGAAAUAAAGUUACCAUACCAGGGAAAGUUGAAUCCGAUAAUGAAUAUUGAAACUGAUGCAAACAACAAGAUUUUCAUUCUAUAUGCCGAUGGCAUGAAAGUAUAUGAGUUAUCAUCAUUCACUAAAUUGAAAAAUAAUUAUUUAUUGAGAUACACCAAGAGUAAUAAUAAAAAAUUUCUAUACUUGUCCAAGAUUAAUAGGUUACUUGUCGUUACCCUAGAUCAUAAGGAUUGGAAUUGUGUCAAAUUAGAAAACGGAAAAGUGCUGAACUUGCCUACAGAUAUAUUCGACGCUCAACGGAAACUUCUCAAUGUUGUCGAAUUGCCAUUCGAGAAUAAAGAAAAUAUAAUGUUAUUGUUUGUUUUUGAAGAUAUGAUUGAAUUGGUAAGGAUUAUUCCAUUGAAGAAUAGGAUAAAAGUAGAAAAAGUGACAGCACAUGAAUUUGACUCAAGAAUUCUUGGUGAUGUAGUUGUCAAUGAGAAGAACAACUCAUUUUAUGUGUUAGAGAUAGGACAGGAUGAUGAUAACUCUAACGGAGAUUCGAAAAUGGAUAAAUUUAUUAAUAUGGAAUUUGAUGAAGAUGAAAACUUGACCAUAUUAAAGGAAUAUAAAUUCUAUGGGAAAGGAAGGGUAAAAAAUUUUAGUAUCAUAGGAGAUAAUAUUGUAGUUACAACAUAUAAGAGAGAUGAAGUAUUUGUCUUCCCGAAUUUCUCCAGGAAUGUUGACCAGGAGGACAAAAUCAAAAAUGGUAUUAUUAAAAGUUUGUCAUUACCGCAAAAUUGCAGUGUGAUUGGCGUGGAAAAGAUUAACGAAUGUAUAGUUGCAGUUAUAGUGCAUAUCGAAGGAAGGGUUGAAUUCUUGUCGCGCAUUCUAUUCUACUAUUUUGACGACACUUUUAUCUGGGAUGCAGACACAAUUAAUAGUAUGCCAUCAACCUAUGAGACAAAUCAUCACGAUGACGCUCAUCUCUCUGUAUUUGAUAGCGUUGAACCAGCAAUGACAGUAGAGAAUGACGAUCUACCGGCAAUAUCUCAAGCACCAAAUCUCGAAACCGAAAUGGACCUACAUCAAUUCAAUCUAGACGAUAUAGAUGAAAAUUUAGUAGACGAACUUGAUUUUCCUUACAGUGUUGAGAAUGACGUCAGCUAUCCAUGUAGUAAACCAAGACCAGCUCCAAUGACUAUGGCCUACGAUAGCAUAGAUUUUGACAGGUCCAUCAGGAAUGUCAGUUACGACAGGCAGACACAGACUUUACUUGUAUUGACUUUUGACCAAACAAUCAUUGAAUUUGCAAUGGGUAAGAAUGCCAAAAUAUCGCACAGGAAAAGCGAGCUUGCCAUAAUAAAGAAAGCGCAGGAAAAUAACGGCUACUAUAUCCCACCCACCAUGCCUACAAUCAGGAACAUCACGGGUGUGCCAAUGACUGAUAUUGAUGAUUUUGGUAGAUUAAAUUUGGAUUGA
This is a messenger RNA of Kazachstania africana CBS 2517, 3975 nucleotides long. RefSeq names its product Mms1p (gene MMS1). NCBI's taxonomy places the organism in Eukaryota, Fungi, Ascomycota, Saccharomycetes, Saccharomycetales, Saccharomycetaceae. The transcript has a single exon. The coding region runs from base 1 to 3975 and encodes 1324 amino acids. The record is from RefSeq and is a predicted model, not a curated record.